Molecule: messenger RNA, 5181 nt
Organism: Silurus meridionalis
Lineage: Eukaryota; Metazoa; Chordata; Actinopteri; Siluriformes; Siluridae
Exons: 3
Coding region: 424-1680 (418 amino acids)
Source: RefSeq, a predicted model, not a curated record
GUUAUUUGGUUGGAGCAAAUGUCUGUAAAACUAUAUAUUAAAUCACAGUGAAAAUUAUACAUUUUUGUUUGACCAAUAUUUUAGAAUUUUAUUAGUGGUGUAUGUUGCAUGUUAUGUCAUUGAUUACUUUUUAAUUAAUUGUUCAGCCAUGAUUGCAUGUAUAAACAGUAUUUCAUUAGGUAUUACAUCAAACAGUAUUAUUUUGAGUUAAAAUCUUAGAAAUUAAAUGUGGUUUUAAUUAUAAUUAAUGGUUUUUAAUUAGUGGUUUUAAUCAUCAAGCGUUUUUGCUUUUUCAGAAUCAAACAGAGGCUGAAAACAGCUUCUUUUUUUCUGGUAUUUUAUUUUCAUUAUAGUCUAAAACUUUUUAAUAAUCUGUAUUUUUUUUUUUAGGAGUAAGAACAAAGGCUCCAAUAAAGACAAAGUAUGGAAAAGGUUUGGAAGUACAAUGAUAGGAGCAAUUCCAGAAGGAGGGCACUAAGACUAGUCAGUGAAUUGAUUGACAAUGAGCAACAUAGGGAGGGGGAGGGGGAGGACAAUUUUGAGUUAAGUGUUUGUGUUGAUGAUUCAGGGAAAUCAGAGAUGGAAAUUAGUGAUGAUGAAGGUGACCACCAAAAUAUUGAGUUGGAUGUUGAAGAUAAGGAAGUAAACGAAGAGACUGCAGCUUCUGUUGAGGACCACUCUGAUCUUGGAGAACCUUGUAGUCAGAUAGAUAGUGAAUUGCAGAGUUCACUAGCAGAUUGGGCAAUUGAAUUUGGAAUUUCACUAAUUGCUUUGUCAGCACUUCUUACCAUUCUCCAAGUGAAUCAUUCCUCUCUGCCUAAGGAUGGAAGAACGUUGCUGAAAACACGCUACAGCGUUAGCAGUAUAGCUGGUGGUGUGUUCCAUUAUUGUGGAAUUCUUAAUUCUGUUUGGAAAAUCCUUGAUAAAGUUUGGUAUACUGUGCCAGACAAACAUGUCUUCAAACUACAGUUGAAUUUUGAUGGGCUACCACUCUUUAAGAGUAAUAGUACACAGUUUUGGCCAAUUCAUGGUUUGCUCCAAGGUCACACUAAGGCACCUGUGUUGAUUGGACUCUUUUGUGCUACUUCAAAGCCAAAUUCUUUGGCUGAUUAUCUUCAUGAUCUGGUUCAGGAGUUGAAAAUGUUGAGAGAUGGGUUUCUGUUCAAGAAGAAAACGUUCUUUUUGCAUGUUGUUUCUGUUGUGUGCGAUGCCCCUGCCCGAGCCUUUAUCAGAGGUGUGAAGUCACACACUGCAUAUCAUGGAUGUGAGAAGUGUCACCAAACAGGUGUUUGGAAAUCUAAUCGAAGGACAUUUCCUGAGUUGAAUGCAAUGCGCAGAACUGAUGAGAGUUUUAGGCAAGCAACUGAUGAAGAACACAUCCAGCACUCACCUCUUACAGACAUUGGCAUUGACAUGGUCGCUUGUUUCCCACAUGAUUACAUGCACCUGGUUUGUCUGGGUGUAAUGCGGCGUCUCUUAGACUUGUGGAUCAGCACCACUGGUCCCUUGCACUGUCGCAUAUCAUCCAUUCAAGCUUCCAUGGUGUCAGAUAGACUUAUUGCCUUGAGAAAUUACAUUCCACAUGAAUUUGCUCGAAGGCCUCGGGCACUAGCAGAUGAUGUAGGUGGAAAGCAACAGAGCUACGCCAAUUCUUGUUGUACACUGGUCCAGUUGUGCUGAACGAUGUUCUAAAGCAUCAAAUCUACGAAAACUUCAUGCUUUUGUCUGUAGCUGUGUACAUUUUGGCAAGUCCAAAAUUUUGCAUAAAGAUGAAUGACCUUGCAAAUACUCUGUUGCUUUCAUUUGUUGAACACUUUGGCCAGCUUUGUGGUGAAGAGUUUUUGGUUUACAAUAUCCAUGGCCUGGUGCACCUCAGUGAAGAUGUCAAAAUCCAUGGCAAUCUAGAUCUUAUAUCAGGAUUCCCCUUUGAAAAUUUCUUAGAAAAACUAAAAAAACUGGUUAGAGGGCCUUGCAAUCCUUUCACUCAGGUUAUGCGUAGGUUGUCAGAGAUAGAAAAUAGCAACUACAGUUGUGAUGUUCAAGAGGCAAUUCAAAAAUUGGAUAAAGAACAUACAGAUGGGCCAGUACCAGAGUGCUUCUCACUACAAGCUCGUAAAUUUAAAGUUCUUGCGAUUGAUGAUAUAGUUGUGAAACUCAAUGAGAGAGAUUCUUGUGUCAAAAUCGACAAUCAGUUGGUUUUAGUCCAAAACAUUGUUGAGGAUGAAGGUGCAGUAUACCUUGUGGGCAAUGAAUAUAAGCAAGUGGAAAACUUCUUUAAAUAUCCUAUUGAUUCAAAGGAGUUGGGAAUUGAUGUGGUUUCCAACCUCUCCACAAAUGUUCGGUGUUUCAUGACAGGAAAGAAGCUUCAGAAGUAUGUGAGAUUGCCAUUCCGAAACAGAUUUGUUGUUGUUCCACUCCUGCAUCAAGAGAAAUAACUCUUAAGUUGCUUUUGUAUAAUAUUCGGCUGAGGAAUACAAUUCUUUGUCUCUUAAGAUGUUUCACAUUGUUGUCUUUGACAAGACAAAUGAGGUUGAAGUUGUGCCUUCAGUCUGGAUUAAAAACGGAGAGUGCAUGUGGCCUCCAAAUAAAAGUGAUAUAACAAAAGCUGUAAAAUCUCAAAAGAGUCCUGGAGAUGAUUGGAAGCCCCAUAAGGCCAGAAUUAUUUUCACAUCAUGUGAGUUAUGUUUUGCCACCACUUCCUUUAAAUGAAUUAAUAGUAAUUUAAUUUAAAAUCACUGUUUUACUUUUUACAUUUCUUCUUUUUGUGAUGCCACUUUUCCAGUUAGCUACAAGGAGGCAAGACGUAAACUACCUCUAGCUGUUAAUCACACAGACAUUGAUUAGACCGAUGGAGGGAACUCACCCAUUACAUUUCAAAGAAAAAGAAAGUAGGGUUUUUGGUUUGUGUGUUUUGCACCACAUUUAAAAAUAAAAGUAUAUUUUGAAAUUGAUAAAUGUGUUGUUAGACCCAAGAACAUUCUUUUCCCUGGAGAAGAUGAUGAUAGUGAGAUGGAAGGACACCAGAAAGAACCAAAGUCAAAAAAAGGCAGAAGGUAUUCCAUACCUGAUGCUCCAAAAAUCGCUAGACAACACAAAUUAGACCCAGGAAAGCCAAGCUUCCCAAAGCUCUGCCACAGUACUCCUGACCUCCCUAAUGAUGAGAUGAAACUCAUUAAAGGAACAAAGUCAAGAAAAAGGAGGCAUGCCUUAUGUUGAGUUGUGCUACACUACUGUUGCAGCUAGCAAUGCAUCCUGGAGAUUAAUUAUCUUUAGCCGUUUUAGGCAUAUUUAUUAAACUUCUGCUGACACAUCAGUCUCACGGUCAGAGCAGCUCACAUACAUACAUACAGAGAAGAACCAUACACACAUGGGACAAACAUUAACGCAAUAUAGUCACCAUAGUCAACACUUUAGUACCCCUAGUGGCUUACUCAUAUGCACAACACAGAAGAACUAUACAACAUUACAUCACAUACAACUGAGGACAUUAUAAACAUAUUUUAACACCCCCACUUGUAACCAGGUUGCUAUUUAACAAAACAAAAAUAAAUAAAUAAAUAAAUAAAUAGAAGAUAUAAUAAGUGUGGACCCUUGUCAUACACAUAUUAAUCUCCAAAAAGAACACUUGCAAACCUAGUUAGUUUUAACUUAGUUGCAAGUUUGGUCAUUACAUCAGCAAUCAUGUUAUCACUAGAACAAUACAUUAAAGUCACUCUUCCUUCAUUCACAAUAGACCUGAUAAAGUGAUACUUUAUGUCUAUGUGUUUACAUCUCCGUCUGUUUACAGGGUUUUUGGCAAGAGCAAUUGUUCCCUGAUUAUCCUCAUGUACUACAGUUUGUACAUACUUAUAGUUAUCUAUACCUUCUAGUAAAUGCUCUGGGUACAAACACUCUUGUAUGGCUGAAGCAAGUGCCAUAUAUUCUGCUUCGCACGUGGAAAGCGCCACAGUUGGCUGUUUUCUAGUCUUCCAUGACACUAGAGAGCUGUUUUGGCUUAAACUCACACAGUAUCCGGUAGUACUGCGUCUAUCACUGGUAUCAGCUGCCCAGUCAGCAUCACUGUAGGCUUGUAUACCUAAAUUCUCACAGUCAUUUCUCCUAAAACUUAACCCUUUCUCUGCUGUACCUUUGAGAUAUCGAAACACAUGUUUCACAGUGACCCAUUGUUCUUAUGUAGGUUCAGCAAAAUACUGUGAUAAUCUGCUCACAACAAAACUCAAAUCUGGUCUGGUACAAACAGUCAGGUAUAUAAGACUUCCCACAGCUUCUCUGUACAUUUUUACAUCUUUCAUCUUUACUGCAUUUUCAGUAUAUUCUAAUUUCUGUUCACAUGGUGUUUUUCUGAUCCUACAGUCUUGCAUAUUAAAACGCUGUAGUAUCUUGUUAGUGUAUUUUUCCUGUGUCAUUUUUAUACACCCAUCUGACAAAUUAAAAUCAAUACCCAGAAAAUGUUUCAGUUUACCCAGAUCUUUCAUUUUAAACUUUUCUGCAAGCAUCUCUUUCACUUCUUUUAGUCUCUCUUGAUUGCUUGCAGCAAUAAUUAAAUCAUCAACCCAUGUAAUUAUGAUCACUUUCCCUUCUUUUGACUCUUUGGCAUAAUCUCAGAAAGACAAUCGUGAAAAUCCUAUUCCAGUUUCGCCGGAUUGUUUCAAACCGUAAAGUGAUUUCUCUAGUUUGUAAACUAUACCCUCUUUCUCUUGGUAACCCUCUGGUGGAUUGAUGUAGAUCUCAUAGUCUAUAGGAGCAUGCAAGUAUGCGGUUUUCACGUCCAUGAUGCAGGAGUAAAUUUUCCUGUGCCGCUUUCUGUAGCACCACCCUCACACUUGCCAAGUCUGCAGUGGGCGAAAAUGUCUCUCCAUAGUCUAUUCCCAUUCUCUGGUUGUAACCUUUGGCCACAAACCUGGCUUUGUAUUUGUCUUUUCCAUCUACAUCAGUCUUUAUAGAGUAGACCCAUCUACCCCCCACUGUUUUCUUGCCUUUUGGCAGUGGGGUAAACGUUUUGUUCUCGUUUAGAGACUGGAUUUCUUCGUCCAUGGCUUUUAUCCAUUCUUUUGAAUUAGUUGACAUCAUUGCUCCCUCAAAAGUCUGUGGAAUGCCACACACCGCUCUGCAGCAAUAAUCUAUUGUGAUAUUCACCUCAUCAUUAUCACUGUCUUCAGUCACGAAGUCAUCCAAGUAACU